GAAAGGGCAUGGGUUCGAAUCCCAUUCUUGACAACUUUUUUUAUUUUUCUUUUCUUUUCUUUUCUAGUCAAUAGAUAAGGAUAUUGACUGUUGGAUCCAUAAUAAGAAUGUUUUUAUUCGACAUUAUCCAGAAUGAGUUGACCAAUUAUGGGAAAUCCAGCGACAAUGAGUGUGUAUAGGAUAAGAAUGACACUGGACUCAAGCGAUUUUGUAGCCACGUGCUUAGGCAUUUUUUGUAACAAUUAUAUAAUAAUUAGUUUCUUACAGCUAUUGACACUUUCUGGCCAGAGUUUGCAAAUACUACAAUAGCCAAAAUUACAGCUUCAUUCGCUGAUCGAAAACCAAAUUAACCUGACAACACAAUUACAAACAUCAUCAAGAAGCGCCGCCGCGCCGGAGAAAUUGAGGAUAAUCUGUAUCUCAAAAUUCAAAAUAGGCUGCUGGCUUCUCCUCAUUGAUUGGCCAGCUAAUUAAGUAGUGAGUUGCAUUUGGAGAGUUGGAAGGAGAUGGAAGGGGGUCCCCAAGCUGCAAGCAAGACCGAAUUCACAGAAUGUUGGAACAAAGCAACUGGGUCACCUUACAUUAUGCGCCUUGCUUUAUCUGCUGGCAUUGGAGGUCUCUUAUUUGGCUAUGACACAGGUGUGAUUUCUGGAGCAUUGUUAUACAUCCGUGAGGAGUUUGAGGUAGUUGACAAGAAAACAUGGCUUCAGGAAACCAUUGUAAGCAUGGCUGUUGCAGGAGCUAUUUUUGGUGCUGCAUUUGGAGGGUGGAUGAGUGACAAGCUAGGGAGAAAGAAGUCGAUUUUAACCGCUGAUGUUUUAUUCUUUGCUGGUGCAGUGAUUAUGGCUGCUGCUCCAGCUCCCUGGGUCAUCAUCAUUGGAAGAAUUUUGGUUGGUUUGGGAGUUGGCAUGGCAUCCAUGACUGCCCCUCUAUACAUCUCAGAAGCUUCCCCUGCAAGCAUCAGAGGAGCUCUUGUCUGUAUCAAUGGCUUGCUCAUCACAGGUGGCCAAUUUUUGGCCUACCUCAUCAAUUUGGCAUUCACCAAGGCACCUGGAACAUGGCGAUGGAUGCUUGGGGUGGCUGGAGUUCCAGCUUUGGUUCAGUUCAUAUUAAUGUUGUACCUCCCUGAGUCACCUAGAUGGCUCUACAGGAAGGGCAAGGAAGAGGAGACAAGGGAAAUCCUGUCAAAAAUCUAUGACCCCAGUGAAGUUGAAAACGAGAUGGCAGCCAUGCAAGAAUCCAUGAAAAUUGAGAUGGAAGAGGAAAGCUUGGUGGGGAAAACUUUUUCUGAGAAAUUAAAAGGUGCUUUGAAUAAUGUCGUAGUUCGAAGAGCACUCUAUGCGGGCAUUACUGUUCAAGUUGCUCAGCAAUUUGUGGGUAUCAACACUGUCAUGUAUUACAGCCCGACUAUUGUUCAGUUUGCCGGCAUUGCUUCUAACUCCACAGCUCUUGCACUCUCUCUAAUUACAUCUGGUAUGAAUGCUCUUGGCUCUAUCGUGAGCAUGCUUUUCAUUGAUAGAUAUGGAAGGAGAAGAUUGAUGCUCGUCUCCAUGAUUGGAAUCAUCCUCUGCCUUGUACUCUUGAGUAUUACAUUUUAUGUGGCAGCUCACCAUUCUCCUGCAGUUAAUAACCAAGACACCCUCAUUUUUGGUGGGAACUCUACAUGCCAGGCUUACACAAAGGCCCCAAAUUUCUCUUCGUGGAGCUGUAUGCAGUGUUUGCAAGCAGAUUGUGCCUUCUGUGCCAACGGCAAGAGUGAAUUUCUUCCGGGAGCAUGCUUGGCUGCAGACAAGAGUGUAAGAGGUGUGUGCCGCGCACAAAAAAGAAUAUGGUUUUCUGAGGGUUGUCCAAGCAAAAUUGGACUCUUAGCAGUUGUACUCCUUGGAGUGUACAUCAUGGCGUACUCUCCUGGAAUGGGAUCUGUGCCUUGGGUUCUGAACUCUGAGAUAUACCCUUUGAGAUUCAGAGGUCUGGGUGGAGGUAUAGCUGCAGUUUCCAACUGGUGUGCUAAUCUCAUCGUAAGUGAGUCAUUCUUAAGCCUCACCAAGGCUUUAGGCUCUGCAGGCACAUUCCUCCUCUUUGCAGGGUUCUCUACCAUUUCCCUUGUAGCCAUAUAUGCAUUAGUUCCUGAAACCAAAGGCCUUCAGUUUGAGGAGGUAGAGAAGAUGCUCCAAAAAGGUUUCAGACCUGCCCCAUUUAACAAGAAACAGGGGGGUAACAAGAAGAUAGAAAAUGAAGGCUAUCCUUAGUGCUAUAAUAAUUUUCUUCUAUACAAGAAAAGUAGAAAACUGUAAUUGUUUGCCUUCAUGUCAUGUCUGAGGCAGAAUGAUUGAAUAUCCAGGUUUAAAACAGUAUGUAGCCAUACAUGUGUUAGGCAAAGUAAAUUAUUUGGAUGUGCAUUGCACACAAUGCCAUAAAAUUUUGGCUUAAUACAUCAGAAGGCCCCUGUAAUUGUAAAGGGAAU
Molecule: messenger RNA, 2464 nt
Organism: Lotus japonicus
Lineage: Eukaryota; Viridiplantae; Streptophyta; Magnoliopsida; Fabales; Fabaceae
Product: inositol transporter 4-like
Exons: 7
Coding region: 507-2249 (580 amino acids)
Biological process (GO): transmembrane transport
Cellular component (GO): membrane
Molecular function (GO): myo-inositol:proton symporter activity
Source: RefSeq, a predicted model, not a curated record